GACGGUCUUUUUACCUUUUUUGACAAUCACAUUGCUUUAUUAAUCCUAAUUUCUACGAACAUCCCUAACAAUUAGGAACAAAAAGGGGCAUAUCUCUUGCUUUACCAUUGAUUAAAAAUGUCGACCCAUCUGUCCAACGACCCUAAUGCUACCCCAACAUCCGCCCCUAAUGCUGAAAACUCCACCCACCGCCAUGGGCGAUCAGACGACGACAACUGCAAUAGCAAUAGCAAUAGCAAUGCCAAUAUUGCUGCUUAUCCUGUGGCAGCAGCCGAGUACGAGGAAGUUGCUCAAAGUCCAGAGCUUUUCUGGAAAACGCUCGAGGCCUUUCACCGAUCCUUCGGUACCAAGUUCUCUGUACCUACCAUAGGAGGAAAGGCUCUAGAUUUGCACUGCCUUUUUGUGGAGGUUACAUCUCGUGGCGGCCUUGAAAAGGUUAUCAGAGAUCGCAGGUGGAAGGAAGUGAUUGUGGUUUUUAAUUUCCCACCAACAAUCACCAGUGCAUCAUUUGUCUUACGAAAAUAUUACCUGUCAUUGCUUUAUCACUUUGAGCAGGUCUAUUACUUCCACAAAAGAGCCCCUUCGAUUGCAAAUGCUGAUAUUAUGGGCAGGAGUCCAUCUUACAGAUCUGCCACCCCACAUGGCCUUGAGGAAGGUGCUGCAACGAACCAGUUAUCAGAAACUCCUACAUUACAGCCUGGGUGUUCAGUGACUGGAUUUAUAGAUGGAAAAUUCGAUAAUGGGUAUCUUGUUAGUGUGAAUUUGGGUUCAGAUGAGCUGAAAGGUGUCCUGUAUCACAUUCCUCAUGCAUUGCACAAGUCUGGGAGUUUCAAUACUUCUGUCGUGCCUCCUCACCGGAAGCGGAAGAGCUCUAAGCUAGCACUGAGGGAUCCCUCUCGGCCCAAGCCAAAUAGGAGUGGUUACACUUUUUUCUUUGCAGAGCAGUAUGCGAGGCUAAAGCCAUUGUUCCACGGGCAAGAGAAAGCUAUCAGCAAGAAGAUUGGGCUUCUCUGGAGCAAACUCACUGAGGCUGAAAAGCAGGUUUAUCAGGAGAAAGGGUUGAGGGACAAGGAGAGAUACCGGGCUGAAAUGUUGGAGUACAAGUCAACCAUUGAUUCAAGGCCUCAAUAGCCUACCAUAUUUUUUGAGGGUUUUCAAAGGGCAUAAUACCCAUUUUCAGUACAUCAUUCCGUGCGGUUUUUUUUUUGUUGCAGCUGUUUGGCCUGUACUUGUUUUUGGGGCUGGGGGUGCCAGUGGCGGCAGCAGAAGCUGUGGUGGUUGCGGCAGCAUCUUUUUCCUUAAAAACACUUUUGUUGCUGAAUGCCCAACCCAAUCCCUUCACACCCCCACGGCUGCUGCUAUGCCGGGGGUGGGGGGGUGUUUGGGUGGGGUUGAAGCUACUGGAGGGGAGGAGGAGGCGGGGGAGGCUUUCUGUCUGUAGAAUAUUAUUAUACAUUAUGGUUUUCAUUACAAAUUGACCUUUGCUGUAAGUAAAUGAGUGUUAGCAUUGUUGUUAAUUGUGGAGUGUGGACUGAAUACUAAUUUCCCCACCUUUUUUGUCA
Malania oleifera is the source of this 1562-nucleotide messenger RNA. Its product is annotated as high mobility group B protein 10. The transcript has 6 exons. Lineage: Eukaryota; Viridiplantae; Streptophyta; Magnoliopsida; Santalales; Ximeniaceae. Bases 118 to 1131 code for a protein of 337 amino acids. The record is from RefSeq and is a predicted model, not a curated record. Gene Ontology annotation, molecular function: DNA binding.